AUGAGUGGGUUGUGUAACCUGGAUUUGCUAAAUACUCACACACUAAAAAUGUCAAGUCUUUCUAAAAUGCUUUUUCAAGAUGAGUUAAGGAAUUCUUAUUCCAGAAAACUACUUUUCCAUACGUACACAGUCCAACAAUCGGCGCCGAUGACAAUAACACCAACUUCAUCACCAUCAAGUCCGUCUUUGUCUCAUCACAAAUUUGAUGUAAAUGUGGUAUUGGUUCUAUCGGUGCUUGUGUGCGCUAUAAUAUGUUCCCUUGUGUUGAACUCCAUCCUAAGGUGUGUAUUAAGAUGUACGAGGUUAGUUGGGUCAGAAACUAUUGCUAGUCCACAAGCCACCUCGGCUAGAUCAGCCACAGGCGGAAUCAAGAAGAAAGCGAUACAGACUUUCCCAGUGGUCAACUAUUGGCAUGGGUUGCAGUUACCAGGGUUAAGUAACGAAUGUGCUAUAUGCCUAGGUGAUUUCGCGAAAGGAGAGCAAAUUAGGAUACUACCCAAAUGCAAUCAUGGAUAUCAUGUUCGUUGCAUUGAUAAAUGGCUUAGCUCACAUUCGUCGUGUCCAACUUGUAGGCAAUCGCUAAGUGGUAUAUGCGAAAAGAUUCUAACCGGAGGGAACUAUAGUAGUACAACAUCUUCACAAUCGGAAGAGCAAAGUGCAAGUAAUACUUUGACCAUAAGCGUAUCACCUUUACCACACGAAGAUUUUUUACGAAAUUAGUAGUAGCAAUUAUUUCUUUUAAAUAGCUGGAAAAUCAAAUGUAAAUAGCUGUAAGUUCAUAUAUGUAUUUUAGUCCU
Molecule: messenger RNA, 797 nt
Organism: Helianthus annuus (common sunflower)
Lineage: Eukaryota; Viridiplantae; Streptophyta; Magnoliopsida; Asterales; Asteraceae
Product: RING-H2 finger protein ATL78
Exons: 2
Coding region: 1-720 (239 amino acids)
Biological process (GO): protein ubiquitination
Molecular function (GO): transferase activity
Source: RefSeq, a predicted model, not a curated record